Messenger RNA from Monomorium pharaonis (pharaoh ant), 4024 nucleotides. RefSeq names its product protein N-terminal glutamine amidohydrolase. Gene Ontology annotation, cellular component: nucleus; cytosol. Bases 556 to 1227 code for a protein of 223 amino acids. The record is from RefSeq and is a predicted model, not a curated record. The transcript has 4 exons. NCBI's taxonomy places the organism in Eukaryota, Metazoa, Arthropoda, Insecta, Hymenoptera, Formicidae. Gene Ontology annotation, molecular function: protein-N-terminal glutamine amidohydrolase activity; protein-N-terminal asparagine amidohydrolase activity.
AUUUUAACAAACUUUCUCUUUGCGCGUGCCGUGUUAUUCAAUUCAUAAUAAUUCAUAUUGCUUGUAUUGUUUAAAGGAUAUUCCAUGUAGAGAUGUAAUCUUGAAAUUUCCACGGCACAGCUGUGGAAAUUCCUCGGAGUAUGUAUGAUCUGCCAGAUCGAUCGUGCCGCGCGCAGAUUCCCGAAAGUUCACGGAGGCGCCGCGCGAUGGGGUGAUUGUCGCAUAUCCGUGGCCUCUGUGGAGGGGAGGGACACUGGCUGCUCGGCCAGCGACCGACCGCGCGCGAGGUCCGCGAGUUCGCGCAGUCAGGUGCAGUAGUGAAUCAGUAGUGAUCAAACAAUGCCCCGAGUGGUCGGGUAUACGCGUCGCGGCUGAGAACGAGGACGAGAGAGCCGAGGGACGCGUGUGAUCGUUUGGCGUGAUUCGUUAUGAGACUCUCGGAGCGCCCGCUCCCGGCGCGGUUCGCUUAACGCGCGCUGUUUUUGGUGCGCUCGGUCCUUCCACUUAGCGUCGUGCAAUUCGAUAGGAGACGCCGUCCACAAAAUUCACCGCAGGAUGGCCGUGGAACCUCGUGUGACCGGGAACGCAAAGCCCCUGGUACCGCUCUUCACCAAAGCGUCUGACUGCGUAAACACCAGCUGUUAUUGCGAAGAAAACGUGUGGAAGCUCUGUCAAGACGUAGCGACUAGGCAUCCCUCCGAAUUGCAGCAUUGUCAUGUCGUAUUCGUGAGCAAUCCACGACGUAGCGUUCCCCUCUGGCGUCAACGGUCGGGAAAGGACGAGGACAAAUUAGUCGUGUGGGACUACCACGCGAUUCUCAUCUACGCGCCCGACGAAAGGGCGGUGGUGUACGAUUUAGAAAGCUGCCUGCCGUUUCCCACGCAUUUCUGGAAGUACGCGACCGAAACUUUCCGUUCCGACGAGGCGCUGCGGCCCGAGUAUCACAGAAGAUUCCGCCUGGUGCCCGCCAGCGUGUACCUGCAGCAGUUCGCGUCGAAUCGGCAUCACAUGAAGCGUAAGGACGGCACUUGGAUCAAGACGCCACCGGAUUAUCCUCCGAUCUCGACGCCAACCUGCAAGGAUAAUCUCGAUUCGUUCAUCAACAUGGAACCAGCAACCGGACUAGGCGUUGUAAUGAGUUUGAAACAAUUAGUUAACCGAUUUUAUAGGCCAAAUGUCAACACACAGGCGCCGACACCGCCUCAGCCACAAGCCACAGCAACUUAAGUCGCGAAUUGCGACGCGACGUUCGUACGCUUUGAUUGAACAUCUUGGAAAUCAAUUGUAUGGCCUAAUGGAAUCGGUUUGGUGCAUGCACCUUUGUGGGCUAAAAUACUUGAUCGAAAUUUGAUAAUAAUGUUAGUUAAUUGCUGCUAACUAUGGCAGAAUUUCAAAUAUAAAGUCGUUGUAUUGCUGUUUGAACGGGAAUUUGCUUCGGAAGAACCGAGCUGGAACCGAAGUGAUUUAAGCUAAAUUAAAUUUGUUAUCGCGUUGUGAUAUUUGCGUUAUAGUUUCAUCACAUCGUGAGUAUGAAUGUUUCAGAUAAUUUAGAUAAGUUUAUCGAUUGUUACUUAUUUUUUUUUUGUCCCUUUAUCUCUGACGCGGAAGCUUCGCGCGUAAAACCUUCGGGUAGCGUGAAACCGAUGAGUACAUAAAAUAAGUACAUAAAAUUAUCAAUGCAAGCAUUAUAUUGUUUGGGUGUUACUUUUUACUGAUAUAUAUCCCGGUUCGGUAGAUAGAAAGAUUUAAAAAAAUCUCAUGUUUUAUUCAUAAUCAAAAUCUACGUGUAUCGAAAGGAAACACACACUCUUUGCAAUAUAAUAACGGGAUUGACGUCUUAUUCUCCAGUCGAGUGAUUUGGCUUACCGCGCAUGAAGAACGAUUCUGCUGAGCUGCUUUUUGAAUACUCUCGAUAAGUGCUUAUGCAUCGUAUUAAUGGAGUCCAUCGAAAACCAUUUUCUCUCUCUCUCUCUCUCUCUCUCUCUUUCUCUCUCUUCUACUAAAGUUUCCUUCGCAGAAUUUAUCCGGUGGGAACGCUCCUCCUCCGGCAAAUGUAGCACAUUGCAUUCGAUUCACCUUUCCGAACUCGGAAUCGUAUUUUAUAUAAGUACUUUCGUCUCCAUGCCAUAAAGCGAUACUUCUCACGGCUUUACUCUCUGUCAGUGGUGUUAUUAUAAUUAUUGUGUCAAAGACUGAUGUAUUUACAGAGGAUUAUCCGACUUGAUAGAGAUCCCUUUGUCUAUUGGCGCGUGCUCGAAGCGCGGGACGCGAUAAAAGCGCUUAUAAUUACUGUGCGAUCGAUGUAGUAAGGUCAAGAACUUAAUCUUUGCGACAUAACGUAAUAAUUAUUACGAUUAUUGUAAUUCUUGUGAUACUUUACACUUUCUACUUUGAAUACCUACGCUAUACUUACCUUACUGUUUAUACUAAAAGCUGAUUCUUAAGAGAUACGUGUUCGCUUGUUGAGCGGCUUCCCUAACAAGCGUAUUAACUUGAAUGGAUUUAAGACAUCGUCACGCGACCAAUUGUUAACAUCGAAGAACCUGUUGACUCAACGAACGUACGUCGCUUUAGUGACGAUAUAUAGGAACAAGUUUUACAACGAAUGCUUUAAAUUCUCUCUUCAAAUAAGAUUGUAGCAAAGUUCUAUCUGUUAAGAUUUAAUACCUCAUUAUUUUUCGAUUUUACAUAGAGAUAGUCAAUAUUUUAUUAAGCCUUUUUAUUAAUACCAUUUAUCUAUAUCCUAGACUUUAUUAUAAACUUUUAUUCUCGCGGAUUUGCGAUUAACUCUUUGUGGUUCAAGUAUGAAUAAAUAAUAUAUAUUUAAUUGCGAAACGUUUGCAAUUAUGGAGCGACCUUGAUACAUCAGAAUAGCCAGUUAACUUUGAUAUGAGUGCAAAAUAAGUGUAAAAUGCUUGCCACCUCCGAUCAGCAUGAUGUAACCUUGGAACGUAAAGGGUUAAAUCGCGUGUUAUGUUAUGCGCAUUUUAUCAGAUGCGACAGCCUUGAAAGUUACGCCUUUGUGCGAACUUUCUUCCCUCGACCCUCAUGUACUUUACAUUAUUUAAUAAUGGUAACGAUAUGAAACGUAAGAUUUCUGUACUUUAGAAAUACAUGUAUUAAUCUAUUUUAAUUUCAUUAUUAGUUGCUUCAUUCGGAUGAAUGCAACGGGGAAGUUUAUCAACAAGCAAUUGCUAUCGAACUAUCGACUCGACGAGUCGGCGCCACGAAUGGUGUGCCAACCAUUCUUGAGAAGAACCCACCGGUCGGGUCGAUAGUUUUAAGAGUACGUCCACUCUUUGCCUUCCAAAGUCUCUCACUAGUUCACUCUACCUUUUUCAUCGACACAUGUUUACCUCCAGUUCGCAUAUAUCAUGUUACUACGAGCGUACGUACUUGUAAACGGAGGAGUUUACGGUUUUGAAGUAUCUAGUCACCGAAAAUUGCUUUAAUGUAAAUUGUGUGACAGCAGUCUCCAUGACAAGGUUUUCUUUUAAUGGACGCGCAACGCGUGGAAAAUUCGGGACCGAUCUUCUUAGCGAGUAAUCUCGAAAAACUUUAUCAAAAGACAAAAAUACCGAAAAAAAGAUUCUCUUUAUCGUUCAGACAAGAUAUUGCUAAAUAUAUCAGAGCAGAACUAUUACGAUUAUGAUAUAUAUAUUGUACACAUAUACAUAUAUAUCGAUAUUUCAUAUUUAUUAUACAGAUAUAUUGUAAUUAUAUUGUAUCGAUUUCGAUACACCGAUAAGAGUUUAGUCGGAAAUGUUAACUUAUACAAUGUUUUAUAUAUAUACAUAUAUAUUAUAUAUAUAUUUGUCGGCAUUCGCGGUGGCAUUUCUCUUACCAUUGUCAUUUACGACCUGUAAACGUCUGGACUUGAAGAUCAUAAGUCUGUUGCCACAUAUGUUUCGCAUAUUUGCAGAGAAUCAUAAAACUUCUUUACAACCUUCUCCUUUCGAGUAUAUGAUGGGUUAUUACAAUAAAUGGGUGCACUCCGUUCGUCUAAGCUUCGAAGUUUAUAGAA